GGCUCAGCCGGGCGAGGCGGCGGGCUCCCCCGGGCGAUGGCCGCGGAGCUGGCGAUGGGCGCCGAGCUGCCCAGCAGCCCGCUGGCCAUCGAGUACGUCAAUGACUUCGACCUGAUGAAGUUCGAGGUGAAGAAGGAGCCGCCCGAGGCCGAGCGCUUCUGCCACCGUCUGCCGCCGGGCUCGCUAUCCUCGACGCCGCUCAGCACGCCCUGCUCCUCCGUGCCCUCCUCGCCCAGCUUCUGCGCGCCCAGCCCGGGCACCGGCGGCGGCGCGGGGGGCGGCGGCGGCGCGGUGCAGGCCGGGGCUGCCCCGGGGCCGGCAAGCGGGGGCCCCGGCGCCGUCGGGGGCGCCUCGGGGAAGCCGGCGCUGGAGGAUCUGUACUGGAUGAGCGGCUACCAGCACCACCUGAACCCUGAGGCGCUCAACCUGACGCCCGAGGACGCGGUGGAGGCGCUCAUCGGCAGCGGCCACCACACCGGGCACCACGGCGCGCACCACCACCCAGAGGCCGCCGCGGCCUACGAGGCCUUCCGGGGCCAGGGCUUCGCGGGCGGCGGCGGCGCGGACGACAUGGGCGCCGGCCACCACCACGGCACGCACCACGCCGCCCACCACCAUCACCACCACCACCACCACCACGGCGGCGCGGGCCAUGGCGGCGGCGGCACGGGCCACCACGUGCGCCUGGAGGAGCGCUUCUCCGACGACCAGCUGGUGUCCAUGUCCGUGCGCGAGCUGAACAGGCAGCUCCGCGGCUUCAGUAAGGAGGAGGUCAUCCGGCUGAAGCAGAAGCGGCGCACGCUCAAGAACCGCGGCUACGCUCAGUCGUGCCGCUUCAAGCGGGUGCAGCAGCGGCACAUUCUGGAGAGCGAGAAGUGCCAGCUCCAGAGCCAGGUGGAGCAGCUGAAGCUGGAGGUGGGGCGCCUGGCCAAGGAGCGGGACCUGUACAAGGAGAAAUACGAGAAGCUGGCCGGCCGGGGCGGCCCCGGGGGCGCGGGCGGAGCCGGCUUCCCGCGGGAGUCCUCGCCGGGAGUCGGGGCCAAGGGCGCUUCCGACUUCUUCCUGUGAGCACCGGACCCCGAGCCCGCGGCGCCGCCGAGAAGAGGCUCGCGCGGGCGGCCCGGGGCCUCGGCUCGGACUCCGCGGCCCGGACUCCGCGGCCCAGGGCGAGGACGCACGGCCGGGCCG
Balaenoptera musculus (blue whale) is the source of this 1188-nucleotide messenger RNA. It is a transcript of the gene MAFA, whose product is annotated as MAF bZIP transcription factor A. The record is from RefSeq and is a predicted model, not a curated record. Gene Ontology annotation, cellular component: nucleus. Gene Ontology annotation, biological process: retinal rod cell development; regulation of transcription by RNA polymerase II. Gene Ontology annotation, molecular function: RNA polymerase II cis-regulatory region sequence-specific DNA binding; DNA-binding transcription factor activity, RNA polymerase II-specific. The transcript has a single exon. Lineage: Eukaryota; Metazoa; Chordata; Mammalia; Artiodactyla; Balaenopteridae. Bases 37 to 1068 code for a protein of 343 amino acids.